Oreochromis aureus is the source of this 1750-nucleotide messenger RNA. RefSeq lists its product as uncharacterized. Gene Ontology annotation, molecular function: nucleic acid binding; protein binding. NCBI's taxonomy places the organism in Eukaryota, Metazoa, Chordata, Actinopteri, Cichliformes, Cichlidae. Bases 257 to 1750 code for a protein of 497 amino acids. The transcript has 12 exons. The record is from RefSeq and is a predicted model, not a curated record.
CAUGUCAGAUACUUGACUUAAUCAACACAGGUGGAACACAGUCAAGUUAAUCUGCACAAAUACAGCCUCGCCCCCAUCCAUUUAUCUGUUAACCAGAAUCCCUCCAGGACUCAUCACCAAACUAAAAUAACCUUAAACUAAUAAUACGCUAACAUGGGGGGUGCUUCUCAUUCAGGCUUUACUAAUGCCCUUGUAAGCAUAAAGGCUUGAAGUUUUGAUGUUGUUUACAUUUUUAUCUUAAUUUCCUUAGCAAAUCAUGUCACGGAGAACCACUCCCCUUCAGGAUGCCAUUAAUCACAUCCUUGCAAGAAGAGACAAGAAUUCAAUGUUAGAAAUCAAAUUUAUUAAUUCAGUUAAAGGUCGUGGCAUCUUCACUUUAGCCAAUUUCAAACAAGGAGACUUUGUGGUCGAGUAUAGAGGGGAGCUUAUUGAUGCAACUGAAGCUGAACACAGACGUAACCUGUACCCCAGCGCAUGUUCAGUCUUCAUGUUUGAAUUCAUAUGGAAGCAGAAGACAUUGUGUAUUGAUGGAGCACUUGAAGAUGGGUCAUUUGGGCGACUAGUAAACGAUGAACACAGGACACCAAAUUGCAGAAUGAAGUUGAUUGAAGCAGAAGGGAAGCUGCAUCUCUGCCUUUUUGCACUGAAGGAAAUUGCGGCAGGAAGUGAAAUUACUUAUGACUAUGGUGGGAAAGAAUGGCCCUGGCGGAAAAAGCUAAAGAUCGCAAGCAUCCCUUCUGGUCAACAGUGUGUUGCAGAGCCUAUUGCCCAUGACGUGGAGCACCAUGUGAUCUCUACAGACUCAUUCACAGACAGAGAAUUAAGAGCAGAGUGUCAGUCAUCUAGACCUACAGCAGACAACUCUGAGCAUGAGGUGCAUUCUGUUGGAGGUCAGCGUGGCACUUCUUCUCUGAAAGAGUUAAUUGGUGAAGGUGGUGUCCAGUAUCAGGAGUUGUCACCCCAAGCGUUCUCAGAAGAACUUACCAGUGAGAGCAAAUCGAAAGAGGUGCCACAAUCAUCCAGAGCUGUGCCUAAUGACUCUGCUUGUGAGUGUACAAUUCAUAGGCUGGUAUUUGAAUCGGUGAAACUUGACAAAUGCGGGAUAUGCCAUUCACCUUUGACAGCUAUCAGAUGGCACGGUCUAAGAUGCAAGCAAUGCCGUUGUGUGUGGCAUAAGAUCUGCCUCCAGACAUCUUCAGAAGACUGGGAUAUGUCCGACGGUGAUGUCUCAUCUGAUGAAGAAUACAUCCCAAAUUCUGCAUCAGAUUCAGAAAGCUCAGGAACAGAGUUGUCUAUUGAGUUACCUGGACCAUCAAAAACUCCCAUGCUGCUAAUUGCCACGAUAAGCCAAGUCAUGAACUUGAAAGAUAAUGAACUAGACCAGCUGGCCGAUUUCCUCGGCCAUGACAUUAGGGUCCAUAGAGAAUACUAUCGACUGCCCCAGUCAACAAUUCAGCUGGCUAAGAUCUCCAAGUUGCUCAUGGCCAUGGAGAAGGGAAGUGUGAAGGAUAUUCAAGGAAAAACUCUGGAUGAAAUUGGUGGGACAGGACCACUGCACUGUAUUAAGGAGAAGAUAAACGGGGACAUGGAUUGUGAGAUUUUGGGCCAAAACGUCCUUCCCUCAGUCAGAGCAUUGAAGAUGGGUUCUGGCUGGGUCUUUCAACAAGACAAAGACCUGAAGCACUCAGCCAGGAAAACCAAGGAGUGGCUCCGUAAGAGGCAUUUCAAGGUUCUGGAGUGGCCUCACUAG